Microplitis demolitor is the source of this 2321-nucleotide messenger RNA. RefSeq names its product cytochrome c oxidase assembly factor 7 homolog (gene Coa7). The record is from RefSeq and is a predicted model, not a curated record. Bases 91 to 795 code for a protein of 234 amino acids. NCBI's taxonomy places the organism in Eukaryota, Metazoa, Arthropoda, Insecta, Hymenoptera, Braconidae. The transcript is spliced from 4 exons. Gene Ontology annotation, molecular function: protein binding; oxidoreductase activity, acting on a sulfur group of donors, disulfide as acceptor. Gene Ontology annotation, cellular component: mitochondrial intermembrane space.
UUCACAUGCACUUGCAUGCAAGUGAUGAUUGAUUUAGAGGUUAUAGAAUAUUUUUUAAAUAAUAUUUAUAUAAAAAUUAAGUAAUUAAUUAUGGGAUUUAAUUUUAAAAAUGAAGAAGAUGUCAGGGCAUAUUUGAAAAAUAUUUAUACUGAAUACAGAUUUGGAUGUGAUAGUGAAAAAAAUGCAAAUGCUUGUCACCUCCUGGGGGAUUAUAUGGAAAGUAUUAGCGGAGAUUUUGAAAAAGCUGGUGAAAUUUAUAAAAGUAAUUGCGAUGAGAGAAAUUGGCCUAGAAGUUGCGCUAAGUAUGGAGGAUAUCUAGGUGUUGGAAAAGGCUGCGAACAAAAUAUGAAUGAAGCAUUUAAAUAUUUGAAAAGAGGAUGUGAGCUAGGUGAUGGUAUUGGUUGUGUACGCGCUGGAAUAUUGGCUUCAUCACCAAAACAUAAAUUGAUGGAUAGUAGAGCGGAUCAAGUUGCUCUGGGGAUGAGCAUGUUGUCCAAAGGCUGUUAUGAGCAUAACAGAGAAGAAGGCUGCUUUUAUUUGUCUGGUAUUUAUCUAGGAGGACUAAAGGCUGAAGUUGAGCCGAAUCUUACGGAAGCUUACAAAUUAUCAAUAAAGUCCUGCGAAGCGGGUAAUCCUUACGCGUGUGCCAAUUUAUCACAAAUGCAUGCCCGUGGAGAAGGUGCAGAAAAAAAUGAAUCAUUAGCUGAAGCAUUUAGAGAACGAUCGGUGGUACUUCAUCGUGAACUUAAAAAAGCCCAAAAACAAAUUGAAUUUGGGCAGGGUAUCCAAAUGUAAAUAUCAUUCAUCAUGUAGAAGUAUUAUUUUAAUGAUAUCAGCAUUAAAACCUAAAGUUUCAAUGUCUUUACAGUCAGUCGAAAUAAGUUAAUUUCAGAUCAAUAUUUCUGUUUAUAUCCGGUGACUAAAGAUAUUCGCAAUUUAAACUCUAAUGACAGUUCUGACUGUGAUUAAGUUUUAUAAUAAUUAGCAUAAAUAAUAAAUAAUAUUUAUAGUUUCUGCUUAAUUAUAAAUUAAAAAUGACAAUUCUGACACUGCUGAUACUGAAACUUUAAGUUCCAAUGCAGAUAAUCGUGAAAAAUAUUGUGUGUAACUCAGGACGAAACUUGAUUUCAAAUUGUGGGUACUAUUUUUAUAAUAUAUUGUGUAACAAGGGAUGAAACAAAACUAUUUCAGACCAGGGUGAAGGCUGACAUCACCCAGAGUCUGAAAUCUUAUUUCAUUCUGAGUAACACACAAUAUUUUUCAUGAUUACCUGGAACUUAAAGUUUCAGUAUCAGCAGGCAGUCAGAAACAAGUUAAUUUAACACCAACUAUUAGCAUAAGCGUAAAUUGUCAUUUGUAAUUUAUGAUUAAGCAGAAACUAUAAAUACUAUUUAUUAUUCUUACUAAUUUUUAUAAAACUUAAUCACAAAAUCAGAACUGUCAUUUACGUAAAUAAAAUUACUAUUAAAAAAAUGAAGUAUCAGAGUUUCAAUUGCAGAAAAUUUCAGUCAGCGGGCAGAAACACAAAUAUUUCUGCCCGCAAAUUGAAGGCGUUCACAAUUAACGCGUUUGCUAAAAUUAAUUCGCGGCAUUGGACUGAAAUUCGUUUGUUCCUAAUGGUUCUAUAAACACUGAAACUUGCAGUUUCAAUGCAGGUAUCAUGAAAAAUAAUUUUAUUGUGUAAUAAUUAUUUUAAAAACAUUAAUAUUUAAUGUUAUACUAGCUUGUUAAUAAAUUAUCAAAGAAAAUAUUCAAUUAAAGUGUCUAGAAAUAUUAUUAUUAUUUUUAUUUUAUCGCGAUAUUAUUUUAAGUACUGAUUUUUUAUCAGCAGAUAAUUUAUGAGUCUAGAGAAUAAUAUUUUAAAAUUAAGUCACCUAAGAGUUUGGUAUACAGGUAAAAUUUAAUGGAAUAAAACCGGUCUAGCAUCAUCAAUCAUCCCAUCUACAGUUGAACAAUGGACCUUGGGUAAACCAAUACCUAACAUAGUGAUUGUCUCAUUUUUUUCCCCUCUCUAAGUUUAUCCCUUCCAAGUUUUUAACUCACCUUCUCCCACUAUAAUCAGCAUAAAAAAAAGAAAAAGGAAUACACUGUGCAGCUCACAUACGAGAGAAAGUACACCGCGGUUUUACAUCGAUCACAAGAGGACAUUCUGUAGGAUCGUACUAAUCAUGUAUUCAUCACUAAUGUCUGCCUUUGUCGCUUGCUGCAUACUUUUGUCUUACAUAUCUGCCACUGAAGCUGCUUGCAAAGCAAAAUCAUGUUUAGGUGUAACGAUUUACUAUGAAUCUCUCUGCGGUGAUAGCAAAAGAUUCAUAAGCGGC